Molecule: messenger RNA, 413 nt
Organism: Leptomonas pyrrhocoris
Lineage: Eukaryota; Euglenozoa; Kinetoplastea; Trypanosomatida; Trypanosomatidae
Product: 60S ribosomal protein L30
Exons: 1
Coding region: 39-353 (104 amino acids)
Cellular component (GO): cytosolic large ribosomal subunit
Molecular function (GO): RNA binding; structural constituent of ribosome
Source: RefSeq, a predicted model, not a curated record
AGAGUAGAUCCGUGAGAUUCCUUUGUCACGCAGCAAAAAUGGCCAAGAAGACCAAGUCUAAGGUGGACACGAUCAACGCCAAGCUUCAGCUGGUGAUGAAGUCUGGUAAGUACACGCUCGGCACGCAGCAGGCGCUGACGACCCUCCGCCAGGGCCGCAGCAAGCUGGUGGUCAUCGCCAGCAACUGCCCGCCUGUGCGUCGCGCGGAGGUGGAGUACUACUGCACCCUGAGCAAGACCCCGAUCCACCACUACUCGGGAAACAACCUGGACCUCGGCACAACGUGCGGCAAGCACUUUCGCACCUGCGUCCUGUCCGUGACGGAUGUUGGUGAUUCCGACAUCACUGCUUAAAGAAUGAAAAGUGAAUCUACAGUCUCUCGCAUUUUUUAAUUUGUAGUUUUGUUCUUUAGU